GCGGAUUUUUCUUCCACCUUAAAACUUCUAGUCAUACUGCAUCGUUGGACUCUAGUUGUUAUUCAAUCCCACCAAGGAUUUCAUUUAUCAGAUUCCCGCGUUGGAUUGAGUUUCUCAUCUCUUAGCUGAAGCAGGAACCCAUGGACUUCAGCAGCCAUUUGAAUCGUGGGCAAAUGACUCUGAUGGGAUCUGCAUUUUGUGUGAUGCUUACACUGUAUUUCACAGUGCAGCUUCUAUCACAGCAUCUUUUCCACUGGAAAAACCCAAAGGAGCAGAAAGCUAUACUAAUUAUUAUCCUUAUGGCUCCUAUUUAUGCUGUUGACUCUUUUGUGGGGUUAUUGGAUGUUCGAGGAAGCAAAGCGUUCUUCAUGUUUUUGGAGUCAAUCAAGGAAUGCUACGAGGCUUUAGUGAUUGCUAAGUUUCUGGCAUUGAUGUAUAGCUACUUGAAUAUAUCUAUUAGCAAAAAUAUCGUACCUGAUCAGAUCAAAGGAAGAGAGAUUCACCAUUCAUUUCCAAUGACCCUUUUUCAGCCUAGAACUGUUAGGCUGAACCACCGAACACUAAAGCUUCUUAAGUAUUGGACAUGGCAAUUCGUCGUCAUCCGACCCGUGUGUUCUAUCUUGAUGAUAACACUGCAAAUCCUUGGGAUUUAUCCUUCUUGGUUGAGCUGGACAUUCACUAUCAUCCUCAAUAUUUCUGUUUCAUUAGCAUUAUAUUCUUUGGUAAUCUUUUACCAUGUUUUCGCCAAAGAGUUGGCUCCUCACAAGCCACUUGCAAAGUUCAUGUGCAUCAAGGGGAUUGUAUUCUUCUGCUUUUGGCAGGGACUGGUGCUUGACAUACUAGUUGCCAUGGGCAUCAUUCGAUCUCAUCAUUUCUGGUUGGAUGUGGAGCACCUCGAGGAAGCACUGCAAAACGUAUUGGUAUGUCUAGAGAUGGUGGUUUUCUCUGUUCUCCAGCAGUAUGCAUACCAUGUUGCACCUUAUAGUGGAGAGCUAGACAAGAAAAAUGAAUGAUAAUUGGGAUGCCCAAGGUGUGAUCGGAAGAAAAUAUUUAUUCUUGUGGCAUUAUAAUAUAAGCUUAGAAAUGCUUGUGCUCUAUUUUAUAGUAAUUGCUUUUGAAUAUCAAACAUGAAUAUCUGCAAGAAAAAAAGACAUUUCUCUUGAGGAACUUUUAGUCUUCCAUACACAGCGCUAUAUAUUAUUAUCCAGCAGGAAAUCAAACAAUCUAAGCCCAAACAUGCCGAAAUGUGACAUAUAGCUAGUCGAACAUUAUGCCAAGAUGAACAUUUUGCCAGGAUAGCCAAUAGGCAGUUGCCCACAUAUUUAAUGUCGCAGCUCAGUACAUGUAAGAUAUUGUCUGUUUCAACUCUAUUUUCAUGUGAGAUUUAUAGUUCCUCUUUAAAUCACACAGCUAAGCAUUUAAUAUACGAGAUACACGCAAAGAGUACAAUAAAACAGGCAUAUGUAGCUACAAUUAAAGCUGUGUUCCAAGGUUUAUUUUCAAUGAGAAUGACCAUAUAGGCAACCUAACAUGAACAUGAACUAAAACUUGAUCAUCUGAUCUUCA
This is a messenger RNA of Durio zibethinus, 1566 nucleotides long. RefSeq lists its product as uncharacterized. The record is from RefSeq and is a predicted model, not a curated record. NCBI's taxonomy places the organism in Eukaryota, Viridiplantae, Streptophyta, Magnoliopsida, Malvales, Malvaceae.